This is a messenger RNA of Geodia barretti, 1410 nucleotides long. The record is from the annotation of a GenBank genome assembly. Lineage: Eukaryota; Metazoa; Porifera; Demospongiae; Tetractinellida; Geodiidae.
AUGGACAAGUCCGAGCUUCCUUUCUGUCUGCGGCUGAGCUUUCCAGGCGCAUCGCGUCGCGUGAGAUUUCGCCCGUCGACGCUGCGGAGGCGUACCUUGAUCGAAUCGACGAUCUCGACUUUCAAGUUCAACGCCUACCUGACCGUCACCCGCGAAAUGGCCAUGGACGCAGCCCGUGAGGCCGAGCGGGAAAUUGCGUCAGGCCACCACCGCGGCCCGAUGCACGGCGUGCCGGUGGCAGUGAAGGACCAGUUCCUCAGCGCCGGAGUCCGCUCCACUGGUGGUUCCCGGAUUCUCGUGGACUAUGUCCCGGACGAGGACGCCACCGUCAUCGCCAACCUCAAGCAGGCGGGUGCCGUGCUGCUCGGCAAGACCAACCUGACUGAGUUUGCCAUCACUGGAUUCUCCCAUCGCUACAGCACCCCACGGAAUCCCUGGGACCUGAACACCUACGCCGGCGGCUCCAGCAGUGGUUCCGGUGCGGCAACAGGCGCCUAUCUCUGCGCCACGUCUCUGGGUGAAGAUACCGGCGGCUCCAUCCGCUUCCCUGCCACUUGGUGUGGCCUUGUGGGACUGCGUCCCACUUGGGGACUGGUCAGCCGCUAUGGCGUGAUGCGGGGCGUCUGGUCUAUGGACACCGUCGGUCCCAUUUCCCGCACGGUCGAGGACGCCGCCAUCACCCUGGGAGCCAUUGCAGGCCAUGACCCCAGAGACGGCCAUAUGUCGACCGCUCCAGUGCCGGACUACCGAGCGGCGCUGGGUCAGGGAAUUGAAGGCCUAAGGAUAGGCGUGGUCACCGAACAGAUGGAGUCCGAGCUUGUAGAUGCCGACGUACGCAGUGCGGUCCAGCGCGCCAUCACCGGUCUCGCGGAACUGGGUGCUACGGUCGAGGAAGUUUCGCUGCCCCUCUCAGCAGUGGCCGGGCCGAUUUCCGGAACGCUUUUAGCUGUGGAGCCUGCAAACAACCACGCCAAGUGGGUUCACGAGAAUAUCGACGACUACGGCCACGAUGACCGCAUCCUGUUGUUGACCGGUAGCGUGAUCCCCGCCCGGUACUACAACAAAGCCCAGAAAAUAAGGGAGUUGAUCCGCCGCCAGGUAAUCGAUGCGCUGGGCAGCUACGACGCCCUGGUCUUCCCCACCGCCGGCAGAGGAGCCCAAUCCGUCGAGGACGAUCCACCCGUAACCAGCAAGGAGACGUCGUCUCGGUUGCCUUUCUUGUUCACCCGCUUGUUCAACCUCGCCAGUUGCCCCGCCAUGUCCGUCCCCUGCGGUUUCGACGACCGCGGCAUGCCCGUGGGGCUGCAGAUUGGUGGCAAGCCGUUCUCCGAGGAGACCCUCUUCCGCAUCGGCCACGCCUACGAGCAGGCCACCGACUGGCAUACCCGCCGCCCAAGCGCAGUCGCCUGA